GGAAGAAUCAAUAUCGUGAAAAUGGUCAUACUGCCCAAGAUUGUGUCAGAAGCGAGAUCUGAAGUGGAGCUUCCAGUAUCCCUAGGAGCACUGAGUAAACACGGAAGGUACCUAUAGGAUACACUUGUGUCCAUUGAUCUCUCAGAGCUGCUGAGAAUCAAAGAGUUUUUUCUUGAAGGGCUCAAGGACUGAAGCAUCCCACAAAAUGAUUCUACUGGAUAAUUCCGAGCAGCUGCUGGCCCUAUUUGACUCUUUAGCAAGGAGCAUUCCUGAGUCCCUGAAGGUGUAUGGCUCUGUGUAUCACAUCAAUCACGGGAACCCCUUCAACAUGGAGGUGUUGGUGGACUCCUGGCCUGAGUAUCAGAUGGUUAUUAUCCGGCCUCAAAAACAGGAGAUGACAGACAACAUGGAUUCAUACACAAAUGUAUAUCGUAUAUUCUCCAAAGAGCCUCAAAAAUCACAAGAACUUUUGAAAAAUUGUGAGAUCAUCAACUGGAAACAGAGACUCCAAAUCCAAGGUCUUCAGGAAAGUUUAGGUGAGGGGAUAAGAGCGGCUGCAUUGUCAAAGUCAGCGAAGGUAGAGCAUUCGACAGCAGUCCUCUUGGUUACGGAAGAUAUUCUGAAGCUCAAUGCCUGCAAUAAAAGCAAGUUUGGAAGUUGGGCUGAGGCAGGCCACCCAGAUGAUGACUUUGAAAGGGAAAUUCCCAACUUUAAGUAUGCCCAACUGGAUAUAUCUUAUUCCGGGCUGGUAAAUGACAACUGGAAGCUAGGGAAGAAUGAGAGGAGCCUGCGUUACAUCAAGCGCUGCAUAGGAGCCCUGCCAGCAGCCUGUAUGCUGGGACCAGAGGGGGCCCCAGUCGCAUGGGUAACCAUGGACCCUUCUUGUGAAGUAGGAAUGGCCUACAGCGUGGAAAAAUACCGAAAGACAGGCAAAAUGGCACAGGUGAUGGUGCGAUAUAAGAAGUAUCUGCUUCAGAAGAAUAUUCCAUUUUACAUCUCUGUGCUGGAAGAAAAUGAACGCUCCCGCAGCUCUGUGAAGGCGGCGGGUUUCUUUGAGGCCUCCUGUGAGUGGCACCAAUGGACCUGCUACCCACAGAAUCUAGUUCCAUUUUAGACAAUGAAGCUGCUUAGCAAUUUGAGCAAGCCAUCUCUUAAUAUUAAAGCAGACACCACAGAAUAGCUUUCUUCACUUACAAAUGUUGAUUGGGCAUUUAUGAUACGGCAGGAACUCUUCUCACAUGGAAACUUGAUGUUAAAAGACACAGUCAUGCUCUUGAGGAGCUCACAAUCCAGGCUGGAGGCAGGGGAGGGUAUAGUCUUUAAAUAUGCUUAAGCGUUGUAGGGAAGGACGGGGUUACCAGUAAACAUGUCACCAGAAAACCAGGCUCAGUUCUUACCUCUGGGAAUCAGAACUCUUUAUGAAACUUGAUUGAUAGAAUCUACUAUCUGGAAGAUAAAUAAAGAACUUUAAUAAAAUUGUCAACAGAAUA
This is a messenger RNA of Piliocolobus tephrosceles (Ugandan red Colobus), 1490 nucleotides long. RefSeq names its product glycine N-acyltransferase-like protein 1. Gene Ontology annotation, biological process: L-glutamine metabolic process. Gene Ontology annotation, cellular component: mitochondrion. The transcript has 7 exons. Bases 206 to 1114 code for a protein of 302 amino acids. NCBI's taxonomy places the organism in Eukaryota, Metazoa, Chordata, Mammalia, Primates, Cercopithecidae. The record is from RefSeq and is a predicted model, not a curated record. Gene Ontology annotation, molecular function: L-glutamine N-acyltransferase activity; glycine N-acyltransferase activity.